AUGGCCAGAGACGUCAACUGUGAACCAACGUUCAAUACUGAGGAGCUCAGGAUCGUGAUGGUGGGGAAGACCGGAGUCGGGAAGAGCGCUACAGGAAACACCAUUCUGGGAAAACAGAUCUUUAAAUCAGAGUUAGCCUCUCAAUCUUUGACUAAAGUCUGUAAAAAGGCCGUUGGGGAAGUGAACGGGGGAAAGGUUUCUGUUAUUGACACGCCGGGUCUGUUUGAUACCGAUACUGACCAAGAGAUUACCAUUGGAGAAAUAGCCCGCUGCAUGGUGUAUGCUGCUCCUGGACCUCAUGUCUUCCUGAUCGUCGUCCAACUGGGCCGACACACAGAGGAAGAAAAGAAUGCAGUGCUGAAGAUUCAGGAAGUGUUCGGAGAGGAAGCAGACAGACACAGCAUGGUGCUCUUUACCCACGGUGACCGGCUGAAAGGGAAACCUGUUGAGGAGUUCUUGAAGGACAGCGGAGACCUGAAGGAACUCGUUGAUAAAUGUAACGGCAACUACCACGUCUUCAAUAACGAGGCGACGGAUCAGUCGCAGGUCGGCGAGCUGCUCGACAAGAUCAGAGACAUGAUGCGUGAGAAUGGAGGAAGCCAUUACACCACUGACAUGUUCCAGAUGGCAGAGAAGAGGGUUGAAGAGGAAAAACAACGAAUCAUAAAAGAGAAGCAAGAGCAGAUGCGCAAAAAGCUGGAGACACUGGAGAAGAAAAUAAAGGCCAAAAAAGGACAAGAGGAUCCAACUGUAGCCCCUCCAGUCUCUCUGCUUUGGUGCCCUCACCUGCAGAUCUCUUUUCCCGGGUGCCAAGCCCCCAAAAUCUCUCUCCUGGGUGCCUUUCCUUUUAGGGACCACGUGUGCCAACACAACAGAGCCAUGAUGGUCGGAGGGUGGAUUGUAUUUUCUUUCAAUCGUCAGGAUAGGCAAAUGUGCAGAUCCAAGUUCAUAAAAUAUCAGAUAAUUGCAAAUGUCAUAAACUAUAAAGAUUUCAUUUGA
This is a messenger RNA of Pseudoliparis swirei, 999 nucleotides long. RefSeq names its product GTPase IMAP family member 9-like. Lineage: Eukaryota; Metazoa; Chordata; Actinopteri; Perciformes; Liparidae. The transcript has 2 exons. Bases 1 to 999 code for a protein of 332 amino acids. The record is from RefSeq and is a predicted model, not a curated record. Gene Ontology annotation, molecular function: GTP binding.